Molecule: messenger RNA, 807 nt
Organism: Saccharomyces paradoxus
Lineage: Eukaryota; Fungi; Ascomycota; Saccharomycetes; Saccharomycetales; Saccharomycetaceae
Exons: 1
Coding region: 1-807 (268 amino acids)
Biological process (GO): protein catabolic process in the vacuole; cellular response to glucose starvation
Source: RefSeq, a predicted model, not a curated record
AUGACUAGUUUAGAUGACACUGUGCUGACCAAAAAAAAUAUAGCGCUAUUGGACAACGCGACCAACUACAUCCGCCCCGCCAUAGAUUAUUUCCAUUUUAGAUGGGACUGUGAUAGCUUGGAUGUAUCCACUACAUGGCGCUUGUUAUUAAAAAUGCGCAAGCAUAAAUUAUUGCGGUUACCCAGCUGUUCUUCUGAAAAUGAGUUCGACUAUACCAUAUACAUGGCUAGGUUGUAUCAUUGCAUGUGGAGGCGGUGGUCCAUAAAGCACUUCAACUUAGACGACUGUAAAAUCAAUCCGCUAAACAUAAACUGGAAUAAAGAAAUAGACGUUACUGUUCUUUAUGGACCCGAUCUGGUCGGAAUACACGAAAGAGAGCAACCUGCUUCAACGGACUUUCAUGUAAGGAAUAUAAAGAAGCAAGGAAAGCAAUUAUCAGACACAGCAAAGGAUGAGAGUGGUUCUUCACCACUGGACAAGGACGGCGUAUUUAGUUUGAACGGAAAAUGGUCCUCUCAGCGGUCAAUAUCAUUCAACGAUACCGUUCGGAGGCGAGAUAUUGAUAAACGGGGGAGAUUUCGCGAGUCGUGCGUUCUGAUAAAUGAUAUAAACCAGUUUCAAAGCUAUUCCAUUGUCUGGGACGAGAAUAGACACCGCUACCGUCGGCAAGCCCUUCCAGACACGUAUUGUUACGACCAUCUCUACCUUAAUGGCAACGAAACUCCCCGGAAGAUGUCUAACGAUGACAUAACGAUUCCUCAAAACCUGCAUAGCAUUACGGAAGGCUCUUAUAUCUAUAUAAAGUGA